Messenger RNA from Xenopus tropicalis (tropical clawed frog), 1568 nucleotides. It is a transcript of the gene znf420, whose product is annotated as zinc finger protein 420. The transcript is spliced from 2 exons. The coding region runs from base 169 to 1401 and encodes 410 amino acids. The record is from RefSeq and is marked provisional. Gene Ontology annotation, cellular component: nucleus. Lineage: Eukaryota; Metazoa; Chordata; Amphibia; Anura; Pipidae.
CACGUUUGGAGAUCGGUCACGUGAUCAUAACGUCACUACUUGCGGCCAUUCGCAACUAGGAACUAGCGCUACCAACGUUUAAGGGACUGCGGGCUGUGUAAAGAAAAUGAUGAGAAAAGCGGUAUUGUUGGGCGGAUGCACUUUGGUUGCUGUUCACUAAAAGUGAAAAUGGAUGCCACUUUACCAGAUCUGCCUAGCCUAGAAAUGAAGGAAAGCCAUAAUGAUGAAGAUAAUUCUAGAGCUGCUUCAGAAACCAGCAACGGGCAGCCAGUCUCUUCUAGAAAUUCCAGUGAAGGAUCAAAUUCACCAGCUGAAACUGGCUCUGAAGCAGAGGGAAAUCUUCCAGGGCAGAGUGAAAACACGGACAGUGAACUCUUGGAAACGCCAGAUUUAUUUGAUGAUGAUGAUGAAAGCGUAACUGGAGAAACAAAAAAGAACGAUAUUUGCAAGAAAGUGCUGGCAAAAUAUAUGUGUAUGGUGUGUGGCAAAAUGUUUUAUAGGAAACCAGAUUAUACAGUGCAUCAAAGAACACACACUGGAGAAAGACCGUAUUCAUGUACCGUUUGUGGGAAAAGGUUCACACAAAGCUCCAGCUUAGCUCGACACCUUCGAGUUCACUCUGAAGUAAAACCUUUCAUGUGCACUGACUGCGGCAAAAGCUUUAGCCAAAAUUCGCAUCUAGUUACACACCAGAGAAUUCACACAGGUGAAAGGCCCUACAGUUGCAAUGAAUGUGGAAAAUCUUUUAGUGGUAGCUCAAAUUUGGUGAAGCACAAAAAAGUUCAUGCGGGAGAGAAAUCUUGGCACUGCCCAGGAUGUGGGAAAAGCUUUACUUGUAGCUCACAGCUCCGUACACAUCUUCGGGUACAUACAAACGAAAAACCAUAUGCAUGUGAAAUAUGUGGAAAAUGUUUCAGCAGUAGUUCUAACCUGGUAACUCAUCAGAGAGUUCAUACCGGGGAGAGACCUUAUAGCUGCACAGAAUGUGGAAAGAGAUUUACUCAGAGCUCAAGCCUUGUAGUUCACUGGAGAGUCCAUACAGUAGAAAAGUUGUUUACAUGUUCAGACUGUGGAAAAAGCUUUAGCCACAAUUCUCUUCUCAUCAAGCACCAGAAAACUCACACUGAAGAGAGGCCCUACGUUUGCAUGGAGUGUGGGAAGGGUUUUACUGGCAGCUCAGCUCUUGUUAGACACCAGAGAGUCCAUACAGAAGAGCGGCCUUAUACAUGCAGUGAAUGUGGGAAGAGGUUUAAGGACAAGUCGAGUCUUGUUAGGCACAGUAGAGUGCAUAGUGAGGACAAGCCUUAUGCAUGUGCUAGCUGUGGGGAAACUUUCAACGAUGGCUCUAAUCUUUUAGAACAUCUCAGGACCCAUACCGAUGAAGAGACUGUAACAAGUUAAUUAAUUACAUACUUGUAUUUGGGCAUUUCUCUCAAACCCUUUAAUUAGGUUAUUAAAAACACAAGGACAGAAUUGCACAGUAGACAGUUUUUUUGACCCAAGGACAGCAUUGCACUGUAGAGAGAAUUUUUUUUUAGAAUUGAACGGCAAUAAAUAUCAUCUCUCAA